Messenger RNA from Sorghum bicolor (sorghum), 1578 nucleotides. RefSeq lists its product as uncharacterized. The transcript is spliced from 6 exons. The record is from RefSeq and is a predicted model, not a curated record. The coding region runs from base 96 to 1139 and encodes 347 amino acids. NCBI's taxonomy places the organism in Eukaryota, Viridiplantae, Streptophyta, Magnoliopsida, Poales, Poaceae.
UUCUCUCUUGCUGGCGAUUUUGUCCCCUCCCCACAGGAAAACCGCCGGCUUAUCCCUCCCCACAGCACCCCACAGCGCUACCGCCGCGCACAGCCAUGGCAUCCUCCUCUACCUACCUCAUGCUCGCCAGCGCCCGUGCUCCCCUCGCUCCUCUCCUAAGGCCAACGCUGAUGGCCCUCGUCGCGAGAACCGCCGCAGCCUCCAUCACUAGUGGCGCCAGAGCUAGUGUCCCUCUGUUCGUCAACCCCGCCGCCUUCCGGCCGGGAGUGCGGCGCUGUGGCUGGGCCCACAUCUGCAGAGACUCGUCCCUCCAGGGCCCUCCCGGCACCGAUUCUCCUGCCCAGAAGCAAGAGGAUAUGAAGAAGAGCGAGGCGGUGUCAGAGGCUGCUAUUCGGAUUGCCGGAGGCAGCGGCCGGAGGUUCAGCGACUGGAGCACGUCGGUGCUCAUCUUCGGGAUUUGGGGGGGACUCCUGUACUACGUCUUCCUGCUCGCGCCUAACCAGACACCGUACCAAGACACAUACCUCUUGCAGAAACUUUUAAAUCUGAAGGGUAACGAUGGCUUUCGAAUGAAUGAUGUUCUUGUUUCUCUAUGGUACAUUAUGGGCCUCUGGCCACUAGUCUACACUAUGUUGCUCCUUCCUACUGGUAGAAGUUCCAAAAGCAAGAUUCCUGUGUGGCCAUUCCUGGUUCUUUCAUGCAUCGGAGGAGCGUAUGCGUUGAUUCCUUACUUUGUCUUAUGGAAGCCGCCUCCACCUCCAAUUGACGAAGAUGAAAUUGGACAGUGGCCAUUAAAAUUUCUUGAGUCAAAGUUAACUGCAGGAGUAGUGUUUGCCUUGGGCAUUGGACUGAUCAUAUAUGCUGGCAAAGCUGGUGGCGAUGAUUGGAAAGAAUUUAUUCGAUACUUCAGGUCGAGCAAGUUUAUCCAUGCCACCUGCCUUGAUUUUACUUUGCUAUCAGCCUUCUCACCAUUUUGGGUCUAUAACGACAUGACAGCAAGGCGAUGGAAAAAUGGCUCAUGGCUUCUACCACUUGCACUGAUACCUUUUGUGGGGCCCUCACUAUAUCUUCUACUGCGCCCAUCACUUUCUUCCUUGCUGGAAGCAUCUGCUUCACCAUCUGAUGAAUUUAAAAAAUAAUUCAGAACUGAUGGAGAAUUUAGUUGUGGGCACAUGACAUGGGUAGAGAAAUGGUGAUCUGACAACUGCAUUUGUCAGCCCAAAUGCUAUGACAAUUGCUGAUUUGGAGCAAAUGCACAAUUUUGCAUGCCACCUUCCUGUUCAAAUUGCAUGGCGAUCCGGACAAUGAAGAUAUUGCCAAUAUUAUCGUCAUCUGGGUGCCUCACAAAUUUUGUCAGUGCUAUAUUUAUCGGUUAAUCUGCAACGUUUCAAUCUCUGAUGGAAGCUGUGUAUGUAUGCAACAAACUGCUAGGAUAUCAUACCUGUAUGCAUAGGUCAUUCAGGGUAUAGAAAGUUUUGCUCCUAUUACAGUGACAGUAAGGGGGUGUUUGGUUGAGGUGCUAAAUUUUAUAUGACAAUUAGUGUCCAAUCAUAGACUCAAAAUAUUCGUCUUGCAAAU